Molecule: messenger RNA, 2796 nt
Organism: Xiphias gladius (swordfish)
Lineage: Eukaryota; Metazoa; Chordata; Actinopteri; Istiophoriformes; Xiphiidae
Gene: slc2a2
Product: solute carrier family 2 member 2
Exons: 12
Coding region: 63-1589 (508 amino acids)
Biological process (GO): monosaccharide transmembrane transport
Cellular component (GO): membrane; brush border
Molecular function (GO): hexose transmembrane transporter activity
Source: RefSeq, a predicted model, not a curated record
GUGAUCAAGCAUGCAGCUCCAUUGAUCAUUGCCAGCUUCCUACCUGACACUCUGGACCCAUCAUGGACUCUGGAGAGCAGCUAACAGGUACGCUGGCCGUGGCUGUGUUCACAGCAGCUCUGGGAUCCCUGCAGUAUGGCUACAGUCUUGGAGUCAUCAACGCACCACAGGAGGUCAUUGAAAAGUAUUAUGGGCUUACGCUCGGAGUCUGGUCAGAGAGGGCUGCUGUCCUUCCAGACAACAGCACAGAAGAGGAAGAGGUCCCAAAGGUGGGGCAACACCCUGCUGUGGUCAUGUACUGGUCACUGUCGGUGGCCAUCUUCUCCAUUGGUGGCAUGUUAUCCUCCUUCCUGGUGGGAUAUGUGGGAGACCUGAGAGGGAGGGUAAAAGGCAUGUUAAUGGUCAAUGUUCUGGCUGUAGCCGCUGGACUGCUGAUGGGUUUUUGCAGGAUGUGGAAACCUCACAUUAUGGUCAUCUCAGGCCGUGCUAUUAUGGGCUUAUACUGUGGGUUGACAUCUGGACUAGUACCUAUGUACAUUGGAGAGAUUGCACCCAAGGCUUACAGAGGGGCUCUGGGAACAUUACACCAGCUGGCUGUUGUCACUGGCAUCCUAAUCAGCCAGAUUAUAGGCUUGGACUUUGUACUCGGAAACGAUGAUAUGUGGCCCCUGCUACUUGGUCUGUCUGGAGCUCCGGCAAUAUUACAAUCCUUUCUGCUGCCUCUAUGCCCCGAGAGCCCGCGCUACCUUUAUAUUGUACUGGGCAAGGAGCAAGACGCUCAAAAAAGUCUUUAUCGUCUAAAGGGGCCAUAUGAUGCAACGUCUCAUCUGGAGGAGAUGCGGAGGGAGAAAGAGGCGGCGGACAAAGAGCCCAAAGUCUCUAUCCUUUCUUUGAUCCGCUCCUCUGUGUACCGACGGCAGCUGUUUGUGGCCCUCAUGAUGCACCUCUCUCAGCAGUUGUCUGGCAUCAACGCAAUCUUUUAUUACUCUACGGCUAUCUUCGCCCGGGCUGGUGUUGCUCAUCCAGUCUACGCCACUAUAGGAGUCGGGGCCAUUAACACAAUCUUUACUCUGGUGUCUGUUGCACUGGUGGACAAGGCUGGCAGGCGUACUCUGACUAUUGCAGGUCUGGGAGGGAUGUGCUGCUGCGCAGUUGCCAUGACUGUUGGCCUCAGAUUCCAGAAUGAAUACUCCUGGAUGAGCUACGUCAGCAUGUCAGCUAUCUUCCUCUUUGUGAGUUUCUUUGAAAUUGGUCCCGGUCCUAUCCCAUGGUUCAUAGUGGCUGAACUGUUCAGCCAGGGACCUCGGCCUGCGGCCAUCGCUCUUGCUGGCUGCUGCAACUGGACCAGCAACUUCAUCAUAGGCAUGACCUUUCCGUAUAUACAAGCUUGGCUGGAUUGUUAUGUGUUCAUCCUGUUUGCAGUGCUGCUUCUUGGGUUCACUGUGUUUACUUAUCUACGGGUCCCGGAGACCAAGGGCAAAACAUUUGAGGAGAUUGCUGCUGUCUUCCAAAAGGGAAAGAAAAAGCUGGCAGAGAGCCCCAAGGACGAAACUGAACUGCAGCAGCUCAAAACAUCCACGGUUGCCUAAAACCAACAGCUGUGUGUAUGUGUUACUUGUUGAGUUAAGGUCUAAAGUAAGGUUAUUUACAUUGCAUUUUUACAUAUUAAUAUAAGAGCCACACAAAAACCAACAAUGCUAAAACACACUAUAAUGUUACUGUUACAUGAAGUUGUAUGCAGUGGUGGAUUUCAUGCCAGUUUCUGUACAUAAAAAUAUGUUCGCUUCGACUACUAUCAUAGCUUCAUUUGCGGCCUGAGCAGGCUGAUUCUUUUCAGUAAACAAGCUAUAAAAAUCUAAUGUAUGCUACCUACGCAGCACCAAAUGGAAAAGAGACAAGCUGGCUUAAAUUAAGAGCCAGAUAUUUUCAGUUUGUUUCCCCUGCCACCGAGUGGCAAAAUUGAGUUAUUGCCGGUUUACUACUAAAGUGAUAAACCACACAUGCAGUACAUACAUACACAUACAUGUGGAUGUAUGUACUGCAUGUGUGUAUGAGUUGGACACUACAAGGCUGUAUUCACACUCAUCUGCUGAAGGUGGAAUAUGACUUUGUGACAUCAGAACUAGUUGGGAGGCCCAUCCUGACCCAUUUUGCAAAUUACAGGAGUGUGAUGUGGAAAGGUGAAACUUGCGUUGCACAAAUACUGACAAUGGACUUUUAAGUGAAGUAGGAGACAUCUUGUAACCAGCAAUUAAACUCAUGAAAUAACAAAUAUAUGCAUAAUCAUAGAUUCUGUAAUUUUCAAUGAGCUAAAAAAAUUUGAUGUCAUUUUUAAUAAGGUAAUUUAACUUUUGUAAAAAAAAAAAAAAUGACAGAGAAAUGAUUGUCUUAUUACAUGUUUCUGGAGGGGAUCUUUAAGAAAAAAAACUUUUCAAACUUUUUAUCCACCCAAUUAAGAGGGCACUAGUUUUAGGUCAUCGGCUGCAAAUAUAGAGUGCUUUUUGUGAAUAUGUAGUUUGAAUAUAGUCUGCUCCUGUGGAUAGAGUCUGCUGGUUCUUAUUUGGUUCUGUGUUUACUCACCGCUGACUGUUUUGCAAUACUUUAAAUAAUUCUGAUGAUAAAUGAAAUAUAUUAAGUUAAAUUAGGUGCCAGGGGAUAAUUACACUAAUUCAAUUUUGAAGUUUUGCACACAAGCGUAGGGAGGAAAACCCUGGAAAAUUGGUUUCGUCGGUUUACAUAUUAGCCUAACACUAACAUUGCAAAUUAACAGAUUGUGUAUGUGUUUUUUUUUUUUUU